This is a messenger RNA of Portunus trituberculatus (swimming crab), 3587 nucleotides long. Its product is annotated as transmembrane protein 104-like. The transcript has 12 exons. NCBI's taxonomy places the organism in Eukaryota, Metazoa, Arthropoda, Malacostraca, Decapoda, Portunidae. Bases 526 to 2055 code for a protein of 509 amino acids. The record is from RefSeq and is a predicted model, not a curated record.
UCGCCGCCUUGUUUACGCCUCUCCAUCAGCUGAUCGGGGCUGCCUUGGUGUUCCUGCAGACGUGGAUUGCGAUGAGUGUUCAUCAUUUACUCUCAUUAGCAAACAGCGCCAUAUCUUAGCUGGUAAAUUAGUGCAUAUAAACUAAUGCCCUGAGUUCAUUCAGUAUAGUGUAAAAUGUGUAUUGUUUGUGUUCAUAAGUGAAUUUAUAUUUGUUGUCAGUGUUUUCGUAGUAACAGCUGAGCGUGACUGCUUGAUGACACUUGGGCCAUGACGCUCGCUCAGCAAGUCACCGUCCGCCCUGUACCUCGUAGGGCUCAAGAGUGACCGACAGAUCCCCACACAUGAUACACACGAUGAGAUAAGAAAGAUAACAUUACAGUCUUAUCAUUGGCAUUGAUGUGGAACGAUUCGAUUGUGGAAAUAUACGAAGGUCAUCUAUUGUGUGCUGCCUUCUCCAGCUGGCAUACCUUCAACUCGUCCUGAUGUUUGGUGUCUGACCUCCACACGCCUUACCCCUCCAGCGAGAUGCCUGCCCCAGUGGGACUACACCCUGGGGAGCAAUAUUCCCGUGCGACGGGACUCAUCUAUGUAUUCAACCUCAUUGUGGGGACAGGAUGCCUCACCCUGCCUGCUGCUUUUGCUGCUGCUGGCUGGUCCCUCUCAGCAGCUGGUAUCCUCCUCCUUGCUCUAGUCAGCUACAUGACGACAACAUGGGUGGUGGAGAGCAUGGCCUGUGCCAACGCCAUCAACCACUGGCGGCGGAUGAAGCAGCUGAAGAAGCGUGGACAAGUUGCAGAUGAGCUUGUGAACCGCACUCUGGAGAAUGCUGAGGCAGACCAGCGGGCGACAGAUACCUCGGAGGACCAGGAGGACCAUGAGGAGGAUUCGCCGCUCAUUACAGAGGGUGUGAUUGAGAGGACAGUUGGUGAAUACUAUGCCAUCCAGGAACAAAUUGAGAUGGGGCAGAUGGCAGCACUGUUCUACCCAAAAGUGUGGGACAAAGUAUUUUAUGUGGUGCUUUGUAUAUACCUGUAUGGGGACCUGGCUAUUUAUGAAGCAGCUGUUGCUAAGUCAUUAAGAGACAGUAUGUGCAACUAUGUGCCGGAGAACUGCACUGAGACUUUACUGGACGAUGACAAAUGCUUCAAGGAUUCAGACAUCAAAAGAAUAGACAUAUACAGGUUAUGCAUGGCUGGGUUCAUUGGAAUAAUGGGUCCAUUCGUCUUCUUUAAUCUCACAAAGACCAAAUACAUGCAAAUAUUAACUACCUUCACCAGGUGGCUUGCAAUGGGGAUCAUGAUUGCCUGGGCCAUCGUCAAACUUGCCCAGGACCAAGGCAAGGGACACCCACCCACUGCUGAUGUCACCAAGUUGCCUCAGCUUUUUGGUGUGUGUGUUUACAGUUUUAUGUGCCACCAUUCCCUGCCUGCCCUCAUCACUCCUGUCAGUGAAAAAAAGUCCAUUUUGAAGCUGUUGGCAGCAGAUUAUCUUCUUAUCCUGAUGUUCUACUACCUGUUGGCCUUCACUGGGAUCUUUACCUUUGCUCACUUGGAGGAUCUCUACACCCUCAACUUUCAACCUGAUCGAUGCAAAACUGGCAGUGAAACUUCCAUUGUUGUCUACUGUCUACAGGUAUUCUUGCUCAUGUUCCCUGUCUUCACCCUGAGCACUAACUUCCCCAUCAUCGCCAUUACGCUCAGAAAUAACCUUAAGAGCCUGUGUCUAAGGGAAAAUCGCCGUUACUCCUUCUUCACUUCUCGCUGUCUGUUUCCACUGCUGGCCAUCAUUCCCCCAACACUGGUGGGACUUGCCACCUCUGAUGUGGAGAUCUUGGUGGGGAUCACUGGGGCAUAUGCAGGCUCCUUCAUUCAGUACAUUGUGCCGGCAACACUAGUGUAUUAUGCACGCAAGAUGACGCUGCAGCAUAUUGGCAUGGGUGUCAAGAAUCCCUUCUCAGCACCCCUACAACACUCUGCCUGGAUUGUGGUGAUCUGCCUGUGGGCAGCAUUGUGCCAGGUGUUUGUCACAUUGUAUCUUAUUGAAGAAUACAAGUAGCAGUUCUGUAAAUAUACAUGUUUAUGUAUCAAAGCUGUUAAUAUGAUGUAAAUAGAAUUAUAUUUUGUAUAUGAGUACAACCAGGUGAUUGAUAUGUGACUGAAGUAUUGGCUGUAAUUUAGCUUAAUAUUUCAUGUUCUACCUUUAGCCUGCUCAAGUAUUGUAAUUCCUGAUUUUUUUUUUUCCUUGUUUAGCAGAUGGCUGCAAUGACAUCCUAAAGAAAUGUAUUAAUUUGAUUAACAAGUAAAAACAGUUUCUUCCCAUUGUGGUCCUUGCAUCAUUGUAUUGGAUCUGUAUAGGAGGUUGAUAUUAGGAGUGUUUCCCACCAAAGCAAUGUCUCUUACAAAUUCUCACAUUUUUGUGUGGGGAGGACCUUCCAUUGACAGUGCUUCUUUUGGUUGGAGUUCACAUUGGCCAGAUCUGUGAUGUAAACUGCCUGGUGUCCCUUGCUCAUUCAUUCAUUCAGUCAGUCAGUCAAUCAAAUGUCAUGUAAGUUGUCUUCCUUCAAGUGUAGACACAACUUCCAGUCAUUUAAGCUCUUUGCUUUCCUUGUUUCUAUGAUUGAAACACAUUCCAGUAUUCUCUCAUUCAUACUUCCUUGUACUCUUUAACUUAACUUUUUUAAUGAUGCAGCAGUUCUUGAAAGUUUUCAUUUGGAUAAACGUGAUAGGCUGCAUCAUAUUCUCUGUGUAAACUUAUAUAUAUAUAUAUAUAUAUAUAUAUAUAUAUAUAUAUAUAUAUAUAUAUAUAUAUAUAUAUAUAUAUAUAUAUAUAUAUAUACACAUGCAGUAAUACCUUGAGAUAUAAUUUUUUUCGAGAUGUGAUCCACAACUUGGUCCAUUUUUUAUUUUGAGAUAUGAGUUGUGCUUUGGGAUGCUACUGCUAGUUGGCACAUUGAUCCACCCCCAGCCAAGCUGGUAUCUAUGUGUUUCCCAAAAAUCCUAUGCAUUCUGAUUGUUCUUUAAUAAUUUUUACACUAUUUAUUUAUUUUUUUUGUUUAAAGAAAGAACCAUUUUAAUUUGUCUAAUAUUUAGUGUGUGCCUGUAUCCCUCCCUCCCUCCCUUCCUUGUCUGCCAUUCACCACCAUUAGCUAAAAUCGUCUUGUCUCCAAGAUAAGAACAUUAAUUAAAGAGUGUCUAUGCCAGCGCUUAUCACUGAGAGAGAGAGAACAAUGUAAACAAACCUCUGCAGCAACACAACCUCUAUUCUCUCUCUCUUAUCUACUUAAAACUUAAUUUAUUCUAUGAAUAAUGUUUACCGAGUUGGCAGGUCUUCUGUGAUUAUUAGAACAGCCAGUCUUCUGUGGGUGGCUAUAUUUAUACACUCCAGUUGAUCGACAGACACAAGUGAGGAUGGGGGCAAGAUGCAGCAGGGUAACAUCCCGUUGAAUGCAUUCCUCCAAGAUAAAUAUACAGUGGAGACUCAAUACUCGAACUUCAUUCGUUUCAAAUGGCUGUUCGAGUAUUAAAAAGUUUGACAUUGAUACCUAUAAAUCAGGUAAUUCGUUCUAGCCAUUGCCAAACCCAAGUUUA